CACCUUCGCAGGGCGCAGCAGGAGCGGGGCGCCGCUGACCCAGAUCGCGGCGGCGCCGCAGCCCGCGCCCGCCCGGCGACCACGGCCCGGGACGGCGGCGGGGCCGCGCCAUGGCGCUGUAGGGCCCGGAGCGUACUGGUAUCUUUUGCAAAGAAGAGGCUAUCAGUACGGUUCCAGUAACACAAGCAAAACCAUCAUCAUGAAACACUUCCUAAGGACUUCUGCAAGCAAGAAUUCCCUUUUCUAAAGAACAACCCCUUUGAAAGCAAACUUGCAAAAAAAUUUUGUGCCUUUCGUGUUAUAAGCAGAAGACUUCAACUGUCAUAAGUUUAAGAUGGAUGAGUAGUAGAAAAUUGCAGGAUGUUUGUUCAGGUAUGCCUGUACUUCUACUGUAAAUGCUUGUGGCGCUGUCUGAAAUUCGUGGUCAGGAAAUUAACAGGACGGUGUGAGCUACAAAGGAUCUGUUACAAUACCAAGCCUGGAGCUGCAAGAACUAUGAAAAUAGAGGCGUCGCUGAGGGGUUCAAAAAGUAAGCGGCUGCAAACUUCAGUAAGUGUUCACCCUGAUGCUAUUGAAAAAACUAUAGAUGACAUCAUGGAGCUGAAAAGGAUUAAUCCAGAUAUAAAUCCACAGCUGGGGGUGUCUCUUCAGGCCUGCCUGCUGCAGAUUGUGGGGUACCGAAAUCUGGUUGCAGAGGUUGAAAAGCUGCGCAGAGAGCCAUAUGAUUCGGAGAAUCCGCAACACGAAGAAAUGCUUCUGAAGUUAUGGAAAUGUUUGAAGCCCAAUUCGCCGUUGAAAGCUCGGAUUUCAAAGCAGUGGUGUGAAAUUGGUUUCCAAGGUGAUGAUCCUAAAACAGACUUUAGAGGGAUGGGUCUCCUGGGCUUAUAUAAUUUGGUGUAUUUUGCCGAAUGGGACACUGGGAUAGCUCAGCAAGUUCUUUCCGAUUCUCUUCAGCCUAAAUACAGGGAAGUCACUAAGAAGGAACUAAGCCAAUUCAGUAAAGCUGAAUGGGAGAAGAAAAAGUUUGAUAAGGCAAUUGGCUACUCUUUUGCUAUUGUGGGCAUUAACAUAACAGACCUUGCAUACAAUCUGCUUGUGAGCGGAGCUUUGAAGACCCAUUUCUACAAUGUCGCUCCAGAGGCACCAACACUAACACACUUCCAACAGACCUUCUGCUACUUAAUGCACGAAUUUCACAAAUUUUGGAUUGAAGAGGACCCACUGGACAUAAUGGAGUUCAAUCGUGUCAGAGAGAAGUUUCACAAGCGAAUUUUGAAACAGCUCCAGAACCCAGAGAUGGCUCUGUGCCCUCAUUUUGCUGCAUCAGAAAGCUUAAUCAAUAUGUAGUUAUUCACUUGAUUUUUUUUCUUUGAAAACACUGCCUCACUCUUGUGUUAGAUCACUGUUUAGACCAUCACUGACAUACUGAAUGACCAUGGCGAUUGUAUGCAUGUUUUUGGUGCAGUAUUCAUCUAUUUUUGUCAUAUAUACUAGAUCCCCUUAUGCUUCUCUUGGGGAUUUCUCAUUUUAAAUGGGUGCUCAUAUUGCGGCAUUAUGCAGUGUUACAUUCGGAAUUAAUGUCCAGAUAUCAGAGUUUUUUCUAUUUUUUUAGACUUUCCUCAUAAUUCAGCAUUGAAGAAUUUAAUUGUAUUUCUCUAGCUGUGUUUUUGUAUAUGUGGAAUAAUUAGCUGGAUCUCGUAUUGUGAAAGCUUUUUAACUUCUUGGUAUGUUUUAAGAUAACUUCUGGCAUUUCAAGCAAAGUAUAUAUCUGGACAUCAUCUAGAAGAUAAUGCGUGUAAUUGCAUCUGAUGCAGACAAACACAACACAUUAAGGUCCAAUUUUGUCCAUGCAGCCAUAUAUGCUUAAUGCAGAAUUUGAGGCUCAUGAGAUGCAAGCUUCAGUGUGAAGACUUUAUACAGAAUUACAGUCUGACUCCACAACUGCAUGAACACCAAAUGAUCUGGCAGUGCUAAUACGUUCAGUGAAGUGCAAACACUCACAGCUGGAUACUGGCAGAGGCCAAAAACUGUAUCAGGCUGUUAUCACCGACACCACCAAGCACGGUCUCGAUUCCUGCACGUUCUUUUGGAUAUACAGGGGUUCGUAUUUUCUGUCACAUAUUGGAAGGCAACAUGAUUUGAUCACGUUGUGCUUGGUGAAUUCAGGGGAGCAAUUCCCCCCCUCCCCCAAUAUUGAAAAUGUUGCUUUGGUUAUCAGCUCAGUUCCUAAGAACUGGGAGAAAUAAUUUGAUUAGAAGGUUUAGAGCAAAACCACCUGAAUUUUCCAGACUACUUUAAAAAAAGGCAAACUGCCUUUUUUUUUUCCUAAAAAAAAAUAUAAAUGUGAAGUGUCUGACACUAAGAUUGUGUAGUAUAUUGAACAGCAUCUACCAUGGCAUUUCAUACCCAUGGUAUUUUUUACCUUCUAAACAAUCAAUUUUAGUAUUAUAUGUUUGUGUAAAUCACUUGCAUAUUGAGAUUAAAUUUUGGGUAGUGUCCAACUACUUGUGAAUUAUAUGAAUAAAUUAUAUGUCAUUCUAAACUGAA
This is a messenger RNA of Dromaius novaehollandiae (emu), 2547 nucleotides long. It is a transcript of the gene ELMOD1, whose product is annotated as ELMO domain containing 1. The record is from RefSeq and is a predicted model, not a curated record. NCBI's taxonomy places the organism in Eukaryota, Metazoa, Chordata, Aves, Casuariiformes, Dromaiidae. Gene Ontology annotation, molecular function: GTPase activator activity. The coding region runs from base 361 to 1347 and encodes 328 amino acids. The transcript has 13 exons.